Rotaria sp. Silwood2 is the source of this 1071-nucleotide messenger RNA. Lineage: Eukaryota; Metazoa; Rotifera; Eurotatoria; Philodinida; Philodinidae. The record is from the annotation of a GenBank genome assembly.
AUGAAUGAAUCACGCGCACGCCGACGACAAAAAAUUGCUGCCCAUCAACGGUUAACAUGUCAUACUUUGCUGCAUCCUACUAAUGAAGUUAUCGCUGAUGCUAAAGAUGUACCGUCGAACACAGAAGAAUUUGAGACAUGGGAACGAUGUCCAGUUGAAAAACUAAUGUACUACAUUGAGCAAAGUGAAAAAGAGGAUGACGAAGAUCCUCACAACACUCAAAUAAAAACAGAGAUGACUGGAUCUCUACAUUCACCUCCUGAUAUAACCAAGACGUAUGCGAAGCAAGAAGUAGCAAGCGCAGUGCAAGAUCGACCAGCAACAGGAGUAACUAUAAAAGAAUCUGAUGAAGAGCAAAAUAAAAUGCAUUGUCGCUAUUUUGAUAUUGGCACUUUACCAAAACAAACUUUAUUGCCUAUUACAGGAUAUAAUAAGACUCCAUUGAUGUCUCUUGAAGAUGCUAUACAAUCUGUACAUCACCUUAUUGAUAAUAUCGAUGUAAAAGUCAAGGUAGCUAAGCAGAAUGCACAGCAACGGCAUGGACGCAUGUUGUCAGUCGAAGAAUCAGCUGCCAUACAGUUGUAUACGAUGGAGGCGUUUCCUCUUGAUCGUUGUCUGUAUUAUAUUCUCAAUAAAACUUUACGUUCAGCUAAUCGACGAGAUUUAAUUCCAUGGUUUCCGUAUUUAAAACUUUUGAUGACGGCAUUAUGGAAACUGCCACCUGUCCGACGUACAGUUUGGCGUGGAAUAAAAAAUGUCAAUCUCAGUGAGCAGUAUCAAGAAGGACAACACUACACCUGGUGGAAUCUCAGUUCCUGUACAGAAACGUUAACGGUGAUGCAAACACCUCAGUUUCUGGGAACUGAAGGUCUUCGAACAUUAUUCAGUAUUGAAUGUGAAAAUGGGAAAGAAAUCAAGGAAUAUUCCUACCUCGAAUAUGAAAAUGAAAUAUUAUUGCCACCAGCUUUGUAUUUCGAAGUUUUGGGAAAAUUGAAUCCUGCACCUGAUUUAUAUAUUAUACAUAUACGACAGAUAGUUUCACCCUACGAAUUAAUUUGUCCACCAUUUUAA